This is a messenger RNA of Selaginella moellendorffii, 1570 nucleotides long. RefSeq lists its product as uncharacterized. The transcript has 4 exons. NCBI's taxonomy places the organism in Eukaryota, Viridiplantae, Streptophyta, Lycopodiopsida, Selaginellales, Selaginellaceae. The record is from RefSeq and is a predicted model, not a curated record. Bases 189 to 1394 code for a protein of 401 amino acids.
CAGCGCGAAAGGGAUUGCUGCUUCGUUUUCUCCUCUCUCUCUCUCUCUCUCUCUCGAUUCACUGGGUCGCAUUUGUGAGACUGCGGCCGCCCAACAGCAAAAGAGGAAGCGAGCGCGCGGGCUAUGUCGGUUUCUUCCCGGGACAGUUUGUCUCGCUCGACCAGGCGCGCGAGGACGACGGGCACACCAUGCGGUUCACUUUUGCGCUGGUGCUAGCAGACAUCGAUUACCAAUCCCCUCUCUCUCUCGCUGGAGAGAGGGGCUUUCUCUUUCUCCUCUGGGCUUUUAGCUUCUUUAUUUCUUUUUGUUCGCUUGCAAGCCAAGAAAGGAGCUCUCGCUCCACUCUUUGUUUCUCUCCUUCUCUCUCCUUGGCUCUUUCUUGGCAAGAGCGAUCGAUGAAACCAUUCAUGGGCAGGAGUAGUAGCAGCCGGCGCCCAUGGAUUGUUGGAUUCCCGGCGUGGAGCAAGAAGAACCAGCCGCAGCAGCGCCAGCAGCAGCAAGAGCAGCCAUUCCUCCACCGCGCCAUGAAGCGAGCUCGCCUGGUGGAGCUCUGCUUCUCAUCCUCCAAUGCAGCUCACGCGCGCGGCGAUGGAGAGGAUGUGAAGGAGAAUGAGAUGGAAGAAGUACAGGAAGAGGAGGAGCGAGCCAUGAUGGUGGAGUCCACCGAUUCCUCCUCGGGCUCGUCAAGAACAGCGGCCACUAGCAGCUCCAGCUUUUGCUCCAGCAGUGGCAGCACCUGCGGCGCCAUCGCCACGGCGAUCGCGCCCAGCGCGUCGAUUAGAUCGUCCAGCGUCCAUGGCGAGGAAUGGGGCGGAGGUGGAGGAGGAGGAGCAGCGUUCCAUGGCGUGCAAGCGGUGGCAAGGAAGCGCGUCAUGGUGGUGGUGGACGAUUCCCGCGAGGCCAAGACGGCGCUCCUCUGGGCGCUCUCUCACGUUGUCCACAAGCUCGACGUUGUGACGCUCCUCCACGUCUUGUACUCCACUCCUUGUUCUUCGCAGCCCUUCGUCUACGAUUCGCAAGAUUCGCGAGCAAUUGUCUCGGAUAAGACGAGGCUGAGAUCCGAGGAGAAAGGCUGCGAGCUCAUCGCUUCGCUCAAGAAUCUUUGCGCGCUGCGUCAACCCGAGGUGGAUGUGGAAGUGGUGGUGGUCGCCGGCGAGAGGGGGCCGACAAUCGUCCGCCAAGCCAAGAAGCUGGACGCGUCGAUCCUCGUACUGGGUCAGAAGAAGCUCAACUUUUUCCAGAGGUGCUUGAGAUGGAACAGAGACGACCAAUCCAUAGACUACUGCAUCCAGCACGCCGAUUGCCUCACGCUGUCCGUCCGGCGGAAGAGCAAACACUGCGGAGGAUAUCUCAUCAACAGCAAGUGGCAAAAGAACUUUUGGCUGCUGGCUUAGAAAAAAUCGAUCUUUGACACAAGAUUUGUGACAAGUUCUGUAGAGAGUCUCCUCACUGUGACACCAGUGAUCCUUGUGAAUCCUGCACACAGGAAAAACUUUGUAAAUACCACUAGUGAGCGAUCUAAAUUCCAAAACUCUGAAACUUGGAUUGGAGGUGUGCGAGUGUUUGUGUG